GGCCCUGAGAACAUCUUAACACUCUUCCCCGAAGUGAAAGCACCUGGAUAUUUAAUGUGGCUGGACGUGCGCAGGGCUUUCCCUGGCCUCUUCCUCCUCAUGCAUCUGGCAUCUUCCUGCUGUCUUCUCUGACUCCUGCGUCUGCAGUGAUGCGUUCCCAUCCAUGUAUCUUAAAGAUGCGGUGACCGAACUGAGCAGCGAAUUCAAGGAAGUGGGAGAGCCCAUCACCGAUGACAGCACCAGCUUGCACAAGUUUUCCUACAAGCUCGAGUAUCUCCUGCAAUUUGACCAGAAGGAGAAGGCCAGCCUCUUGGGACACAAGAAAGACUACUGGGACUACUUCUGUGCUUGCCUGGCCAAAGUGAAAGGGGCCAAUGACGGGAUCCGCUUCGUCAAGUCCAUCUCGGAGCUCCGGACGUCUCUGGGGAGAGGAAGAGCCUUCAUCCGCUACUCGCUGGUGCACCAGAGGCUGGCAGACACCUUACAGCAAUGCUUCAUGAACACUAAAGUGACCAGUGACUGGUACUAUGCACGAAGCCCUUUUCUGAAGCCCAAGCUGAGCUCCGACAUCGUGGGCCAACUCUAUGAGCUGACCGAGGUUCAGUUUGACCUGGCCUCCAGAGGCUAUGACUUAGAUGCUGCUUGGCCGACGUUUGCCAGGAGGACGCUGGCCACUAGCUCUUCUGCUUAUAUGUGGAAACCCCCGAGCCGAAGCUCCAGCAUGAGCAGUUUGCUGAGCAACUACUUGCAGACUCAGGAUAUGGCUUCCAGCUUGGACCUCAGCAGCCAGGUAAACAACGAGGCGCUGGAGGGCUUUGACGAGAUGCGGCUGGAGCUGGAGCAGCUGGAGGUGCGGGAGAAGCAGCUUCAGCAGCGCCUGGAGCAGCUGGAGCGGGAGAACGGGGAGCUGCGGGCCGCCCGGGGGAUCCAGGAGCUGCAAGGCAAGCUCCAGCUGGUGGAAGGCGAGAACGCCGCCAUGCGGGCGUCGCUGCUGCGCCUGCGCUCGGUGGAGGACGAGCUGGCGGCGGCCAGGGCGCAGGCGAGCAUGCGCACGAGCAGCCAGGAGCCGCCGCGGGUCCAGGACGAGGCGCAGGGCCCGGAUGCGGAGGAGGAGCAGCUCCGGCGGGCCAACGGAGAGCUGAGGCGCGAGCUGCAGAGCAUGGCCGGGCGCAACCAGCUCCUGGAGGGCAAGCUGCAGGCCCUGCAGGCCGACUACCAGACGCUGCAGCAGCGCGAGGCGGCCAUCCAGGGCUCCCUGGCCUCGCUGGAGGCCGAGCAGGCCAGCAUCCGCCACCUGGGCGACCAGAUGGAGGCCAGCCUCCUGGCGGUGCGGAAGGCCAAGGAGGCCAUGAAGGCGCAGGUGGCGGAGAAGGAGGCGGCCCUGCAGAGCAAGGAGCAGGAAUGCGAUCGCUUGCGCCAGGAGGCCCUGAAGUGGCGGCAGCUGGCCGAGUCCCGGGACGGGGAGCGCAAGGCCCUGGAGCACCAGUGCCAGCAGCAGAGCCAGCUGAUCGAGACCCUCAGCAGCCAGAAAGGCCCCGAGGAGCUGCCCCGGGGCGACAGCGUGCAGCUGGCCGUGCUGUCUCAGGCCCAGCUGGAGGUCCACCAAGGGGAGGCCCGGCGGCUGCAGGCCGAGGUGGGCGACCUGCACGCCAAGCUGCGGGUGGCCCUGGGCGAGCGCGACAAGGCGCAGAGCCAGCUGACGGUGACGGAGGCCACCCUGCAGGAGCACAAGGCCCUGGUGCAGCAGCUGAAGGAGCAGAACGAGGCGCUGAACCGGGCCCACGUGCAGGAGCUGCUGCACUGCUCCGAGGCCCAAGGGGACCGGCAGGAGGAGCAGGCGGCUGUGGCCCUGCAGGCCGAGCUGCUGCGCGUGGCGUGCGGCUCCGAGGACGCGCAGCUGGCGCACGUCGAGCUGCAGGAGCAGCUGCGCCGGGCCAACACCGACACGGCCGAGCUGGGCAUCCAGGUGUGCGCGCUGACGGCAGAGAAGGAGCGGGUGGAGGGCGCGCUGGCCUGCACCGCGCAGGAGCUGCAGGACUGCAAAGAGGCGGCGGCCAGGACGAGGGCCAGCCUGGAAAGCCAGGUCGUGGGCCUCCAGCAAGAGAACGAGAGUCUGCAGGAGCAGCUCAAGAGGGCCGAGGAGGCAGCCGGCUCCCUGGCUGGCCUGCAGGUCCAGCUGGCUCAAGCCGAGCAGCAGGCCCAGAGCCUGCAGGAGGCCGCACACCAGGAGCGGGACGCCCUCAAGUUCCAGCUGAGCACCGAGAUCAUGGAUUACCAAAGCCAGCUGAAGACAGCCAACGAAGAGGGCGAGAGCCUCAGGGCGCAGCUGGACGAGCGGGGCCAGCAGCUGCAGGCGGCCCGGGAGGCCGUGGACGAGUUGAAGGCUUUGCAAGCAACCUUGGAGGAGAAGCUGAGCUGCACCAGCAGCCGCCUGGCCGAGUGCCAGGCCUGCGCGCUGCAGAAGGAGCAGGAGGCGGCCGCCCUGCGCGAGCAGCUAGACCGAACACAGAAGGAGCUGACCAAAGCCUCAGCAAAAAUCCAAGAGUAUUACACCAAACUCUGCCAAGAGGUGACCGACCGGGAGAGGAACGACCAGAAGCUGCUCGCCGACCUGGACGACCUGAACCGAACGAAGAAGUACCUGGAGGAGAGGCUCAUAGAGCUGCUCAGGGACAAGGACGCGCUGUGGCAGAAGUCGGACGCCCUGGAGUUCCAGCAGAAGCUCAGCGCCGAGGAGCGGUGCGUGGGGGACGCGGAGGCGACCCACUGCCACGACUGCAGGCGCGAGUUCGGCUGGAUGGUGCGCCGCCACCACUGCAGGAUCUGCGGGCGCGCCUUCUGUUACUACUGCUGCAACAACUACGUGCUUGCCAAGCCCGGCGGCAAGAAGGAGCGCUGCUGCCGGGCCUGCUUCCACAAGUGCAGCGACGGGCCCGGCUCCCCCGGCAGCGCCAGCUCCGGCGCCAGCCAGGGCGAGGCCAGCCCCGCGCCGUCCCCCGCCCGGACCCGGCCGCCAGCCAUCGAGGGCCCAGGGGCCGCGGCUGACUGCAGGUCCCCGGACGACGCGGUGUUUGACAUCAUCACGGACGAGGAGCUGUGUCAGAUCCAGGAGUCGGGCUCCUCCCUGCCCGAAACACCCACGGAAACCGAGUCUCCCGAGCCGAGCGUGGCUCCCCAAGACCUCCCGUCCGGUUCGCUGACGCCCGACGACAGCAAGGCCGAGCCCGGGGGCCAGGACGCCGAGAUCUGCUUGCUCAAGUCCGGGGAGCUCAUGUAG
This is a messenger RNA of Dipodomys ordii (Ord's kangaroo rat), 3277 nucleotides long. It is a transcript of the gene Fyco1, whose product is annotated as FYVE and coiled-coil domain containing 1. Gene Ontology annotation, biological process: plus-end-directed vesicle transport along microtubule; positive regulation of autophagosome maturation. The coding region runs from base 164 to 3277 and encodes 1037 amino acids. Gene Ontology annotation, cellular component: late endosome; autophagosome; lysosome. The record is from RefSeq and is a predicted model, not a curated record. NCBI's taxonomy places the organism in Eukaryota, Metazoa, Chordata, Mammalia, Rodentia, Heteromyidae. The transcript is spliced from 14 exons. Gene Ontology annotation, molecular function: metal ion binding.